Paramuricea clavata is the source of this 18301-nucleotide messenger RNA. The record is from the annotation of a GenBank genome assembly. Lineage: Eukaryota; Metazoa; Cnidaria; Anthozoa; Malacalcyonacea; Plexauridae.
AUGACGGUAAUUUUAAAGGCUUUAACCGUUUUCCUAUUUGCUCUAACGCCGAUCGUAAUUGAGGCGACUGCUGCAUGGUGGUGAGUACUGAUCAACAUUAAAUAUUUGAAUUAUCAUGUUUUCUUUUGAACAGUUAUGUUUUAGAAUUGAACUGACGAUCUCAUUUCUACAUUGCUUGCAUGCCUUUCUACCAGUGUAAGAGAUGGGUUUCACUGUGGUGCUUAUUCUUCAGUUAUCACUAGUAAUUCUUAUAGUCUUGUAUUUGAGACGCAAGUAAAUUGAACUGGUAAGAUCUAAUUUGAUUUGCUUGUUACCUUAAGCCUCAACAUCACUGAAGCUAAUCACCAUCUGUAACGCUUUCUGAAAGCACCAACAAGAUUUCGAAUCGCUUGCUCAAUUCCCAACCAAAUCUUUCAUUUUUGCCAAUAGGGUUGCAGUGUCCUUAGUUGGAAGUUCCAUAGAGGAUAGACCACAUAGACCUGUGAAUAUUAUCAGCUCUGCCUUGUCAGAUAAACAAAAAACCAUCAUAAAAAACCACCGAUCGCCCGGCCUAAUUGAUACUAUUGCAAAUGCAGCACAAAAUGCAAUCACAGAAUGCCAGCGACAAUUCAAACAUCGGAGGUGGAACUGCCCUUCGACUAACCCGUAUAAUGUCUUUGGUCAGAUUUUAAAAAAAGGUGAGUAACAGAUUCAUAUCUUUAUAUAUUGUAUACAUUGUCUUCUAAAAAUGCUGCAUGGUAACGAUGGCUUUCAAUAUAACCGUCAUGGUGGUAUCUUCAGGAAUGAGCAAGAAAAUUCAACAACAUCUUUCAAUUCAAAGUUAUGUUCCUCUAAAUACAAAACUACCACAUACAAUGAAAAGACUAUAACCUUAUUUUCUUUAAUGCUUGGGUAACUGCAUGCCAGUUGACCACAAUCUCUGUUUAGCGAAACCCACUCGUACGACGGGUAUAGAUCGUAUUAUCGUUCGUCUAAAGAGGCUAUGUAGAUAAGAAUUAAUCCGUGUUUAUCAACCACUCAAAUUGACACUUAUCUUAAAGCGUUAUCAAGUAUAAUCUCAGUAGAUCUAUAAUUGAUUGCUCAACUAGGCUCAAAGCCAAAUCGCCAAUUUGCUCACGUAGCUAUAUGUCGACUGGUUCCGUCAACUUUCACUGAAUGCAAGUUCCUAGCGAAAGAAGUUGUCUUUAAAUAUAUGUAUGUUGCGAUAAACUAUUGACUUAUACAAAACUUAAGUAAAAAUUUGAAGUUCUGAGCUGAAAGGGCGUUAUACUUUAUCAAAGGUCCAUCAAAGGACAAGCUCUAAAUUAUGAUAUCAGGUCUGACAAAUUGGCUAGCGAAAAUAUACCGUUAAAUAUGCGCACUUUAACAUUUGUGAUUUGAAACUGAGAGUCAGUGAUUCCGACUGCCCAGACAUCCAACAGUUUGCAAUGUUUGAUAUUUACAAAAUAAGUAACUCUUGCAUCAAAAUGUUUAUGUAAAUCAAAGCUGCUUCGUUACAUUGAUAAACGCCCCACGAAACACACAACGUGCCAAUUUUGCCGUGUUGUUUGGGCAUCAGUAUUUGAUACUGUUGCGACGGUACUGUGCAAUAACAAACAAGAAAAUCCGUUGCGUAAGCCAAACUGGCUUAGUUCAUUAAAACAGCAUUUCGAGAGCGAUCAGGUUUGUUUGAAUUGCUUUAACCACAACACACCCAAUGUUUGAGUUUUAAAUUAGAUAUGGCAUUCGCGAAAUUCGCGACAAAGCAAUUCUGUCUAAAUAUAAAGUUAAGGACAAAUUAUACUGUACAUCAUUGUGAAUCAGCAAACGACGGGAUACGAAAUUAUCAUAGAUAGAUUGUUUUAUAAUUUUUCUUGAAUAGGUAUAUGAUUUGGAGCGAAGCAAUUAUCCCACACAUAUAUGUCUACGGUACAAGUAUAAAAUUAGCUAAGCCAAUUAGUGUGGAACUUUCGAUGUAUCUAAAAAAAGCAUGCAAAUCCCACGCACGUAGUCGGUGAAAUUAAGUAGGAAGAAAUGCUUUUCUUUCGUUAAAAUACUCAAGAAAGGUUGCUAAGAAUAUAUUUGUCUAAAUAAACUUACUUAACCGGGAGGAAAUACCGGACUUGCCCACCAUUACCUUUAUUCUUCAUUUUAUUUCAAUUGGAAUUGAUUUCUAUAAUCGAUUUGACUUGUGGAACACUGUUACUGACUUAUACCUGUAAUUAUAUAUGUAAGAAUAUCAAACGGUUGCAACACAAGACUGCAGACAGGAUCGAGUGCAAGCAAGAAAUAUCUUGUAUGCAACACAGUAUUUUCAUUUUUAUCCCUGACAAUAGUAUCCACUUCCUGCAUGCUUUAAUUCCACUUUAUAGUUAAUGUAUAGUUCCUGCGAGGAUAUAGCCGCGAGCUUUUAUAAACUCUUUUGGCGGUGCCAUCCGAAAUCGCCCAGCAAUUGUUGAAAAAUUGCAGCUUAACCGGCUUUUUGAAGAGCUAAUAGACCUGUAUCCUUUAAUGGCACUCAAUUAUAGAGCACUUUGUAGCCCGCAAUGUAUAAUUUGAUCGUUUGCUGGGUGGCCAUGCAUUAUGUUUUGCCUGAUAAAACUUUGCCGCGCGCGGUCUUCCUUCCUUACAGGAGUUGCGGGGAAUUAGGAAGAUAUUAGCAAUGCCUUUGUAUCAGUAUACAUAUUUAUCAAGAAUUAUUGCAUCCGUAUUGGAUUACUGCUUCCUUAAAAUCUAAAUAUACUUUUGCGGAUCCGUGACUAAAGCUUAUAAGUGAUGUUUAUAGAUGUUACCAAAUCUCUUGAAAAACGGAUAUGUUUCAGACAACUGUCGAUCGAAGACUUUUCCGGCAAAUAUACAUAGUUGAAUAUAGUGAAAAUCAUAGAUACGUUUAUCAAUGGCGUCUGCCGAUAAAUUCAUAAACUAUUGGACAAAAUACACUUCGUGCAUGUAAAAGUUCCACCCUGAAAUUGCACGAAAAAAAAUUUAAAGACAAAGAAAACGAAAUAUUGAAAUUUUGUGUCCUGUUGUUGUUGUUGUUCUCAAAUAUGAUUCUAAUGCUAAAGAUGGAACUUCUUCGAGUCUGUGUCGUUUUUUCAAUAUACAUGCAGCUAUAAAUGUACUUACAUGUAGAUAGAUUCCCUCAACAGUGUUUCAUAAUAUAACAUCGUGGUGAUUCUUCGGAACAUGCUAUUCUGUAAAUCAGAAACAUAACAGAAUAUGACCUUUAAAUAUAUUUUGCCCAAAUACUUUCGGUCUACAAACUGCUCAAACAGAACGAGAAGACAGAUCGUUAUACUGUAUUUGAAUAUAUAUAAUUUGGAUAUGCGGUCCACCUACUAGUACUAAAGGACUAAAUGAAUAAAGUGAUUUGUGGUUUCCUUGUUGUAGUUUAAAACUUUAAUGGAAAACACAUGUAGAAAAAAACAACUAUUUCGAGCAGUCUCUUCGUCAGAUUCAACUCAUGUUUUUAUCUUUAAAAUUUAUUUUGCUAUUCACGCACUUUUCCCGGCUUGGCUUCAAGUCUAGAAUUCUUUAAAUUCCAUGUCUAGUCGGUGUUUUCAUCUUAAACACUGCUGGUGCCUACGCGCUCGAUAAACUACACAAAUUAUAAACAAGGGAAGUGUAACGAAGCUUUGUUAAAAUUUGGCAAGCAGUCAUGGUGUAUUUUUCACCGCAACUAUCCGCUUUGAAUGACCUAGCUCGUGGCGAUUUCACUAACAGGAACUUGCGGGACUGUCUAACAUAAUGAUCAAUGAACGGCUUGUAUUCACGUAACAGAUAAGGAUAUGUUGAGGCAAAUUGAAACUAACUUUAUUUAUACUGGAUAGCUCUACCUGUUCUCCUCAAAGAUGCAGUAAGGACCAUUUCAUAUUGAUUUAUAGGCUGGAUAACUCUAUCAGUUGUAGGUUGUUCUCCCCAGAGAUCCAGUAAGGGUCAUCUCUUAUGGAUCCAGUGGCAGUGUUACUACAGGAUGAAACCUAAACUAACUUUAUUCAUACUGGAUAGCUCUAUCAGUUCUAAACUGUUCUUCCUAGAGGUCCAGUAAGGAUCAUCUCUUAUGGAUCCAGUGUUACUACAGGAUGAAACUGACCUAAACUAACUUUAUUUAUACUGGAUAGCUCUAUCAGUUCUAAACUGUUCUCCCUAGACAUACGGUAUAGUAAGGUAUUUUAGGCAAAUAACAGUGAAAUGUACUUUUUUGACAACUCAUGUACAAUAUUUUAUAACGAGAUUUUAAUUGUUUUUUCUAUCAUAUAGCUUGUCGUGAAACGGCAUUCGUCUACGCGAUUACAGCGGCAGCGGUCACCCACGAAAUAUCUCGGGCAUGCUCAAACCAUGAUCUCAUAAAAUCGUGUACUUGCGAAAAUCCGAAAGCAGGCGUGGUUACCAAGGCUGGAUGGCAGUGGGGAGGAUGCGGGGAUAAUAUUCGUUUUGCAGAUAAAUUUGCGAGGAAGUUCCUCAACUCUACUGAGAAACACAAAGAUUCCCGUGCUCGUAUCAACAUGCACAAUAAUGUAGCUGGUAUAAAGGUAAGAAAUAUUUUUGUACAAAAUUCGUGUAAGGGACCGUUCAUUGUUUAUACCAGGGGUUGGUACCGAAGAGAUAUGGGUUGGGUAAUCAAGUUUUUGACUAGCUCAUGGGUUGGGUAGAAAAAAUUAUGGCUGUCUGUCAGCUAUAAAAUCAAAUAAAAUUACCAUGCAUCGGAAAAUCUGAAGAAAAAUGUACAAUUAACAUUCUGUACCAAUAUAGACCAUCAAUGAUUGAGGAAGGACUAUAUCAUUGAUCAGCAGGAACGGGAUUGCUUUGGCACACUCAGUGAGUUUGAGUGUGAGUGAGCUUUUAAAAUUUAGGCAACUUGAUUUCUGUCACCAUAAUCUCGUGUGUUUAAUUACUAUGAAGUACAGUAACACAUGGGUUGGGUAAACAUUAUUUUGACCAUUGUUGAGUUUGGGUAAAUAAAACAUUUACACUGUUUUUCGCUUCUCUUCGGUACGAACCCCAGGUAUAAAUAAUGAACGGUCCCUAAUUUGUUUGUUUUGCUGUGGACAGGCUGUGUAACCUCCUGAAUCCCUCCCAGGACUUGAGCCCAUAAGCUAAUAACUUAAAUUCAAGAACAAAUUACUACAGGUUUCUAUAGGCACCAGAAGAGAUAAAUGAUUUACCGAGUCAAGCAUGCCAAAAUAUUUUCAUCGAAAAUACGUGAAUAAGAAAAAAUCUCCUCUAUGUACACUUGUCAAAAAUUCGCAUUAGUCAGUGUUGCAGGGAAUUGCUCUAUGUCCUGACAAUUUUCAUAGCCGACUCUCUUUAUGAAAUGAAUUCUAUACAGUUCGGAAACGCAGGCACUCCACAUUGAUCGGUGUUUAGGCGCGAGCAAGCGGGUAUCUGUUUUCAAAAGCAUAGUUUUACCGUGGGUGGUCCAUGUACGCGAUUGUGUUGGACAACUAGUGUUUACACUAAGUCCAGCCCGCACAAAUAUGCAACGUGAAUAGCGGACUAAUUUUGCGUCAAUGCAACUCAAAAGUUGACGGGCAAUUUUCGUGCUUCACUGCCAGAAAUUGCUUCAAACUUUAAUAAAUCUUUAGUUCUUUACAAUUGCUUCCUUUUCUUUGGCUUAAUUUAAAAUAUCCGCACAGGAAGGCCAUUAAGCUAUCUUAUCAGUCCGGAUUGUUCCGUGUUAAUACGACUUUGUUCGGCAGUUUUAUUUUCAUGGUAAUUUUAACCACAACAUGAAAGCCGCUGGUUGUUUAGGAUGCCGACAGCAUGUUCUGUUUUCUGUAUACUGUCUUAAAAAAAAUGGGGAAAUAUUUUAAUUAUUUUUUUAAAAAAACAACGGAUAGAUUACCCUCUAGAUCUCUAAAAAAUAGCUCCAUGUAUAUAGUAUACCCUCAUGGCUACAUAUAUAUAUGUGAUUAUCUCUUAAAAUAAAGUCCAUAUCCAAUUGAUCAUUCCCCAAAUAACCAAAAAUUUUGAACUCAACAAGUCUAGACAAAAAUUUCAUCACAGCUUGAAAGAGCAUCACAAAAUUAGUAAUAUUCCAAAGUUUCGUUGCAAAAUGUUGUAAAAUGCGGAUAAUAUAGCCUUGCGAAGUUUACAAUUUUCAGUCAUUUUAGAUUACAAACGGGAAAUGGUUACCACUUCUGUGCGCAAUACAAAAUGACUGAAAAACGGCAAACUUCGCAAGGCUAUAUUAUCCGCAUUUUACAACAUUUCGCAACGAAACUUUGGAAUAUUACUAAUUUUGUGAUGCUCUUUCAUGCUAUGAUGGAAUUUUGUCUAGACUUGUUGAGAUCAAAAUUUUGGUUAAUUGGGGAAUGGUCCAUUGAAUGUCAUAAAAAUAAUAUUCCACAGUCAAGCGACGAUUGUCAAGAACCACGAGUUGAGAAUAGGUCUAGCCUUUUCUUAUCUUAUAUUGAAAGAGGCCUCUGGUAGGAAUCCGACCUGCGAUUACGGUGUAACACUCUUCUCAGUUGGUUAGAACACUGCACCGGAAUCACAGGGCGGCAGGUUCAAUUCCUGCCAACUAGAGGACCUAUAGUUGCAUUUUUCGCAACUGUUCCUGGUUAGGUAUAGCCUGCGAACAGGCUCUCAAGCUGAAUUGAGAGCCUGCAUCGAUGACUAAUGAAUUUGAAUAUCUACCCCGUAACGUUCGUUUUUUCCAAAUAUGGAAUGUAUAUCCUUAUAUGGUGUUGUUGACAACUUUCGUGCAAACUAUAAAAUUUAGACCGUGCAAACUAAAUUUAGACCGUACAGUUUAUACUGUUUUUCGAAAUAUAAGAUAUUGAAGCAAAAGUUCAAAUGUUUUAAAUACUGUUUUCUCAAAACAGAACAUUUCGUGCUUUGAGAUAAGAUGGUCAAGACCAAUUUGAUCAGUUAAUGUGUUUUUUAUGCAUAGUGCUUCAGCAGUUGACAUAUAUAGAGCUCGGCGGAAACAUAUAAAUUAUAGCAUCUGACCAAUGAGAAUUUCGCGUCACGAUUUGAGACGCAGAUAUUCAAAUUCAUUAGUCAUCGAUGCAGGCUCUCAAUUCAGCUUGAGAGCCUGUUCGCAGGCUAGGCUAGGUAUAAAUAAAUGUAUGGAAAUUUACACUUGAAAUUUGCGUCUGCAAAAUCCUGAUCUUUUGAGAUAUCUUUUCCUAAUUGAUAAAUGAUAUAAUUGAGGACUGAUAAGGCCUGAUUGAUUAAAAGCAAGCCGUUGGCAUUCAUGCAUAGAGGAAUCAUUUUCCAAUUCUCGACUCUAUUUUCACCUCAGCCAAAUCUCACGACUAUCAGAGAUUAUCAAGAUAAUCCUCAUUCACUUAUUAAAGAAUAAAGUAUUUGUCAAUUUAUGUGCUAUCUUAUUCAGUGAUUAUAUCGCAAGUCUCAAUAGCCUUGAGCCUGUAUGGCACUAGUCUUCAAUUGCGGCUGCGCAUCCGCGAGUCAAUUAGUAUAAUAGGAAACACGUUCCCUGCACGAGCGAAUGUGUGUGGUGUUUAGCGGAUGCAUGUUCCUGUAAAACGCCUGCUUUGUUUUAAAAUGGAAAAUAUGUUUUAACAACCUUACUUUCUACAGUAAAACUGAACCUAUAAAGAAUGGAAGACUUUAUUUCGCUUCCAAUAAAGGUCCAUACAAUGUUCAUUCUAUGACCUUCUAUGGAUUUUCAAAAUUUUUUCCAGUGGCAUCCAAACACGAACUCUAAUUCUUACCCUAACCUUAACCUAACCCUACUCCAAGUUUGUUUCUAAACCAAUCUUGGAGAAAAAGAAUUUUGACGAAAUGUCAUUCUGAGGUCAGCGAAGACGAAGUAACUUCUUCCAGAAAGAAUGGCCCUUACUGAACAUUUAUAUAAGGAGAACAGUUUAGAAUAAAUAGAGCUAUCUUUGACUGGGGUUCCUCCUUAACAGGGCAGUUAAAUACAAAUUAACGUGGAUGACUAUAUUAUAAUUAUUAUAAUAAUUAUUUCAAUUGCAAAACGUCUCAUUACUCAAUGUUUUUUUUAUAAAAAAUGAAGAAUACAAAUAAAACGAAAGGCUGUCCAUAAAGAAUACUAGUAACCUCAAUACCAAGAGAAAUUUGAAAUUAUAAAAUACUUAUUAUUUUCAUCUUCCCUCUAACUUAUUGAAUUAGAUCAUACGAACUGCGUGAUAUCAAAUGCCAGCCAUCAUUAAGCAUAUUACAGUCACAGUACAUUCCUGAAAUUGAGCACUGCCUCUGAGCAAUUAGCGAGUCGUAAACAUUAAAGACAGAACCUUCUAGCACAUGUUGGUGCUAAUGAUUUCAAAAACGCUCGGCAAUUGUCUCGUUCUAUUAUGUUGCAUAAUUGAAGAAAUUCUUCACGGGUAUUUUGAACGUGUGAAUUACCACCAUUGAUGAAAUUUCCGCGAUGUAACAAACGUGGUUAGGAAGAAUUGUCGCGAUGCCUUGUUGUUGUUUUUUCGGCAAUUGCGUAAAGACGUUGGGAAGGAUCACGGCAUGUUUGUUUCGUUCCUCGGAUCUCAAAUUUUUUUUUCGACUUUUUCAUUGUAAAAACAACGGAAAAUUUGACCGUGCAUUGCACUAUUAUGUAUAUGUAAUAUGCAACAUUUCUCAAAUGACACAUCAGAAGUGCAUGACAUAACGAUUCCUUAACUGAUAUUCUCCCAUAAUGUAUGUGUGUUAAAAACUGAAAAUGUCCCCCUAACAACCCUAACCCUAAAUGAUAUCCUAAUUUUUUGGUAGUCUAUAAUCGAAGUCCAGGGCUUUUUCAAGAGGAAGGAACAGUCUAGCUAUAUUUAUUGUAAAUACAGUUCAAGUAAAGUUUAGAUUCCCUCUUCUAAUAACACUGGAUCAAUAACGGAUGACCUUACUAGAUUUCAGUUUACAGACAGUUUACAACUAGAGAGAACAGUUAACAGCUGGUACGGAGCUAUAGAGUAGAAAUAAAGUUUAAUAUAGGCAACCCAGAUUUUCAAACUUGAAUUUUUCGAAUCUCUAGGCUGUAAGGGCGAACAUGUUUCGCCAGUGCAAAUGUCACGGUCUCUCUCAACAGUGCACAGUUCGUACGUGCUGGAGAGCAGUACGAGAUUUCAAGGUUAUUGGCAAAGUCUUAAAAGAAAAAUUCGACAGCGCUUCGCAAGUGGAACUGGAACAAAACAACUCGGGAAGAAAAAUAACGUUCAGGCCUGUCAACAAGGACCACAAGCCACCGACAAAGGUCGAUCUUAUCUAUUACGAGGAAUCGCCAGAAUUUUGCACCAAGAAUUCCAAGGAGGGCUCGCUCGGAACUGUGGGACGGGAAUGUAACCGCACCUCAUUGGGCACUGACGGCUGUGAUCUGUUAUGCUGUGGUCGAGGUUAUCGUAGCGACAACAAGACAGUGGACCAGGCUUGCAAUUGUAAAUUCGUAUGGUGCUGUAAGGUGAAGUGCGAGCCUUGCAGAAUUACGAAGAAUGUUCACUUGUGCUUAUAAAACAAAAGGGAUACCUAGAAAAUAUCACGCGGGCGGGGCAAGGAUGAGUGGCGAGAGUCGGGCACAGUAACCCGAAAAGGUUGUACAUGACGAUUAGCAAGGCAAUAGUAGAUCAGUCAGCUCUCUCUCUCUAUAUAUAUAUCUGGAGCAUCAACUUCAGUCAUUCGGCUUAUGAGAAAAAUGAAGCCAAAAUGGCGACCAUUGACGUCCAAUAGCUCUGAAGCUCGUAAACAGUUUUAAUACCAUUUUCCCAGCUAAUUCCUAUCGCUAAUCAAGUUAUAAAUUUAUAAAAUCAUAGUAUUUUCUUUAAAUCGAAGUUAGAAUACGAAAUUUCGGCACACUCCUUGCAGACCGCGGACAAAAAUAGGAAGGAAGUGAAAAUUACGUCUAAUACGAUAUAAUCUUUGGCUUCAUUUUUUGGACUCGAGUUCUCACUCUAGAUAUAUAUAUAUAUAUAUAUAUAUAUAUAUAUAUAUAUAUAUAUAUAUAUAUAUAUAUAUAUAUAUAUAUAUAUAUACGGACAAAAAUAGGAAGGAAGUGAAAAUUACGUCUAAUACGAUAUAAUCUUUGGCUUCAUUUUUUGGACUCGAGUUCUCACUCUAGAUAUAUAUAUAUAUAUAUAUAUAUAUAUAUAUAUAUAUAUAUAUAUAUAUAUAUAUAUAUAUAUGAGUUCAGUGUAGUAGAUGCUUAGAGCUUAAAUUGUUGAGUAUCGGUGGCUUUCAGUAAGCGUUUCAAGCAACUGGAUGGUGGUGAACAUAAAAAACAUCGCCAAGGAUGAAUAUUAUUUUCUCACUCUGAUAACUGUAGGUUGAUCAUCAUCUGAGUUACGAUAAUGCUCAGUGAAACCCACCUUGUAGCAAAUAAGAAUUUAUUUAUGUAAUAAGUUAUUCAAUGUACACUAAAAAUACGAGGCCUGGCAUGAGAAAUUAACGCUAGCCUUUAUAUAAGAUGAAGUAUAUUGACACUGUUAUCCACUGACCUGUAUGACCGUAGGUAUAGAGAUUUUAUGUGGACAUGCGCACUGGAUACACUUCGCGUCAACUACUUGUUUUCCGGGGGUGUCUAUGUAGCAAUCGGAAUGCUAAGAGUCUGGGGGUAAUAAAAAAUAAUUUAUAAUAGUAAUUAAAAAUAGUCAGAAAUAGUUUUGCGACAUAGCAAAUAUGAGUUAAACUUUUUUUAUACUACUCGACGAAAUCAACACUUAUGGAUAAUUAGGUACAUGUACUACUAGAUACUUUUCUAUAUAAUCUAUAAUCUGUACAGCGUGUGUCAAUAGACAACAUAUAUUGUAUGUAUGUAAGAAGUGUAUUCUGUAAGGAAAUAAAUUGUAAAGACUUCAGUCUCUCUUGUCUUGAAAAAGGCAUUAAUGUGAUGAAUGUGAUGCAAGGCGUUGCGGUUGUUGUUGUUUGUUUGUUGUUGUUGCUUUUUAUGUUGUUGUCUGUUGUUGUUGUCGUUAUUGUUGUCUCUCUUGUCUUGAAAAAGGCAUUAAUGUGAUGAAUGUGAUGCAAGGCGUUGCGGUUGUUGUUGUUUGUUUGCUGUUGUUGCUUUUUAUGUUGUUGUCUGUUGUUGUUGUCGUUAUUGUGUGGUGUUGUUGUUUUUUGUUGUUGUUGUUUGUUUGUUGUUGUUUGUUGUUGUUGUUGUUGUUGUUGUUGUUGUUGUUGUUGUCGUUGUUGUUGUUGUUGUUGUUGUUGUUGUUGUUGUUGUUGUUGUUGUUGUUGUUGUUGUUGUUGUUGUUGUUGUUGUUGUUGUUGUUGUUGUUGUUGUUGUUGUUGUUGUUGUUGUUGCUGUUGUUGGUGUUGGUGUUGCUGUUGUUGGUGUUGUUGCUGUUGUUGUUGUCGUAGUUGCUGUUGCUGUCGUUUCUGUUGUUGCUGCUAUUGAUGAUAAGGUUUGUUUUUUCUUGGUAUUGUUGUUUCUUUAUUAAAGAUCUAUGCUUUUCUAUUUUCCAGUUGGUAUUUGAAGCUAGGAUAGCCAAUGGGGAUUAUUCAGAUAUAGCCCUGGACGAUCUAUUCUUCGACGACGGCAGUUGUGGCAAGUACCACGUUCUUACUAUAAAACUAGUGUUUAAUCUGUUAUUAAGGAAUUAAAGUUUUCGAUGGUUUUUCCCUAUUUAUAUACAUCGUUAACAGAAAUUAUUUUUUGUAUUAGAUUGUCAAAACAGCUAUAGAAAUUGCGAUAAGUGGGCUGAAAGAAAAGACUGUGUCGCAUCGUAUGAUUUUAUGAUGCAAAGUUGCAAAAAGUCUUGUGAUUUUUGCAGUAAGUAAAACCUAUUAUUAUAUAAACAUAAGUGUUACAAAAAGUUUUUGGCCACUGAUUUAAACACAGGUAAAAAAUACGAUAUUUUUACGUGUGAAAAUAUCAUUUGUUGUAAAACGCAUUGCCACGGACGUUUUAUUGUUUUUCACUGAAUUUUGUUUAUAUAAUAAACAGAAAAAUACAUGGGAGCUUGGAAAUACCAGAUUUAUUUCUCGUGUUCAACAUGAUAUCUCACUCGUGAUAUAUCAUGUUCAACACUCGAAAUAAAUCUGGUAUUUCCAAGCUCCCAUGUAUUAUUCUCUAUUUAUAGUAUCUCUGCACACACGCAAAAAUCUCACAUCUUGUAGCAAGUCUGCCAACAAGCCGUCAACAAGUUGUGUUCGCACUGCUUGUUCCAAGUUGUCAAUAAGUUUGAAACAAGCUGUUAACAACUUGUAACAACCUUGUUGAUAUCAUCAGACUUGUUGCAAAGUUGUUCCAACAAGUCCGAUACAGUCAUGAUAUAACAAUAUUGUUACAACCUUGUGUGGUCAACCUUGUAACAUUCUUGUUACAUCAGGACUGUAUCAGACUUGUUAGAACAACCUUGUAACAAGUCCGAUAAUAUCAUCAACUUGUUACAAGGUAUCCGUGUGGUAUCGGAAAUAUAAACCUUCAGCUCGAGUUGGUAUAUCCGAUACAACACGGCCGCUCAUGUUAACAUAUAUUCACAUUCGUCAAUGGAUCUAGCUAUUACCUAAUGAACAAAAUUUUGAUCUAGACAAUUCUAGACACAAACUUCAUCACAGCUUGAAAGAGCAUCACAAAAUUAGUAAUAUUCUGAAGUUUCGUUGCGAAAUGUUGUAAAAUGCGGAUAAUAUAGCCCUGCGAAGUUUGCCGCUUUUCAGUCAUUUUGUAUUACGCACGGGAAAUUGAUACCGCUUUCUGUAAAAAGGUAUCAAUUUCCCGUGCGUAAUACAAAAUGACUGUAAAACGGCAAACUUCGCAGGGCUAUAGUAUCCGCGUUUUACAACAUUUCGCAACGAAACGUUGGAGUACUACUAAAUUUGUGAUGCUUUUUCAAGCUGUGAUGAAAUAGGUGUCUAGAAUUGUUUAGAUCAAAAUUUUGUUCAUUAUAGGUAAUAGCUAGGCCCAUUACGUUUGUCCGUUUGUUAUUUUUAGCAUGCGUUGAUAAGCGUUCGGAUUGUAAACAAUGGGUUAAAACGGAAUGUGGAAGAAACUCUCAAUUUUACGACUGGAUGGAUGUGAUGUGUCCUGUUACAUGUCGAAGAUGUGGUUAGUGAUUCCCUUUACAACACUUGUAUUGUAUAUUUGUAUUUGAUUUAAAGUGGCACUCGCGUCAACAUUUUUAUUUUCUUAAACGAAGAUGCUCUUAAAACUGUAUAGUAACUUGUUUUGAAGAUUUUUGUUCCCAAGCUUAGUUCUUAAGAUCUUUUAUCUUGUUUGUAACCAUGUGACGUCAAUAACGCAAUUGCAUAUAUAAUGAGAUCUCAGUAAUUGUUGUGUAUCUUUGCUAUUUUUUAUCAAUAUUUUUCAAAGAUGCUGCUCGUUAAGUGUCAUUAAAAACCAAUUAACAAUAAAUAAUGGUAUAAAUUAAAUGGUAUAAUUGUUUUCCAUGUCUUUGUUUAGUUUUGGCUAUUUCAGAUAUAUUCAUUUUUUCUAAUCGUACCCGCUUUGACGUCGUUUCGGGUAGGAUUACAACUAAUUCUACCUGACAUGACGUAAAAGCGGGUAGGAUUAGAAAAAAUGAAUAUAAUGAGGUGUAUUAGUUAUUAAUUGCCCUGCGAGAACAAAGGGAAUACCCGCAAUCAUGAUAUUACUUUCUUAACUGUGUUAAUCCUAACCCACCCUGUCAACUUUCCCUGUGGGAGGAAACCGGAGCACUCGGAGAAAACACACGACUUUCGGCAGAGCAUUGACUGACUCUUUUCACAUGAGUCCGUAGCGAGAAUCGAAGCCACCAUCUCUGAGGUUCAAGGCGCUUGCUUUGACGAGGGUUGUUUCUAAGUUAACCAGAAAAACUCUAACGGGAGAGUUUCUAGAGUGUAUAUAAUUUCUUUAUUCAGUUUGCCACGAUGAGAAUCUUAAAUGUGCGGAGUGGAAAAAUAAUAACCAAUGUGAAGACUAUCCAGUUUACAUGAAGAAACACUGCAGAAGAUCUUGUGGUUUAUGCACAGUGCCGGUAAGCACUUGAUAUAUUCUACUAUACAUAUAUUUAAAAAACGCAUUAAUAAUUCAUGAGGAAAACAGAAAGAAAAAUUAUAAGUGUGUCGUAUCUUUAUAUGUGAUUCCCCUUGAUUCACAUAAGCCAAUGAACAAAAAAUUACUAAGAAAGAUCGAUCGUUUUGAAGCAAUUUAAAACAUUCGCAGUGCGUGUUUUAUCAGACCUAAAGAUGCUCGGCUUCGCCUCGUAUCUUUACAUCAGACAACACUGCUGCUCAUGCAUGUUAAAUAGUGCAUACAUACAGAAACCAAGGCAGCUCAUGUCAUCAAGCCUGAUAAAAUAUAAAUUAAUAUCAAUUUCAUUAUUAACUAAAGUUUCCACACUUAGUUUAUAUUCCAUUAUUUUUUAUGCUACAGGAAAGGCUUGGAUAACAAUUAAUAACCCAGAUUUAUAAAUCAUAUUGAAAUGGACAAAAUAAAUCCUCGGUUGUUCCAUAGAUAUCUUAUAUACACUAGAUAGCGCAUCUCUUUUAGUAAAAUUGAAGCCAAGAAUAUUCCAGCGGUUACCCCCAUUUAAAUAGAUGGCGGCCAUAUUGGAGUUUCCCACUCGCUAAUAAACGCUUAAAAAACAACAAUAACUUUCAUCAUUUGAAUGGUUUGAAAAUGUAUUUGGAAUAGGUUUAACUUAAUGUUUAAGUUGUUUAAGAAAUAGAAAACUUACGAGUCUUCUCAUUUCGUGGGAAUAUCUUGAGUCUGCAAUCACGGCUUCAAUUUUUGAAUUGCAGAAUAAUUAGAUGCACUAUCUGACUUUUUCUAGUGUAUAUAUAAAGAUAUCUAUGGGUUGUUCCCGCAAUUUUUGUAAAAUAGAUAUACGUAAAAUCAUAUAUAUUAAACUAUACUAAUAAAGUGGAUAAAAUUCAUGAUUGCUUUUAACUAAGUAAAAUACUUAUAAAAUUAUUUAAAUUUGUUAAAAACUUUCAUUUUAGUUUCUCUUAUUUAACUUAACUACUUGUUGUAUUUAAUUCACAAUCUUGUAUUAAAAUAAAGACGAAUUAAGCAAUUAAAAUGACUACAAUGUGAAAAAACUCGCUCAAAAACCCGUUUCCAAACUCAUUUUCCUUACGAUUGCAUGUGUACCUGUUGAUUUACUAUGAAUAUACUGAUGAUAAGAUGAGUCACCAAAAUGUAAAUUAUUUCAAGAUAAAAUCGGAAAAGUUAUAAUAUUAUACAGUAGUUUAACUCAUUAUUAUUUAAAUUUAAAUUCAAAGCAAAACAAAUGGCGCGACAAUUAUUGACCGAGCCCACGAUGCAAUUCCGUGAAAGGUCAGCGGUUUUCUCGUCAGCACUUCGUUUAAGGUAUAAAUUAAAACAGUUUUUGUAUAAAUAGUAUAAAUAGUAUAAAUUAAAACAGUUAUACAUAUUGUAUGGUUCGAAACAGGCUAACUUUAUACUGGAUAUCUCAAUAUCGCUUAUUGAUGCAGUAUUACUACAGGGGAAAUUUAAAAUAAUUUACUUAGUAUGGGAAAAUACUCUAAAUUGGCAAGUUUUGACAAUCAGGGGUCAAAUUUUCACUACCUGUGUAAAAUUGCUUGUAAAAUCGACUAGAAAACUACGGAUAUGGGCCUCACAAUUAAUAAAAAGAAACUUUAAUAUACAAAUACUGAAGUUUAAUCUGUUUGUUGUUUUUUUUACUUAAAAAAACACCAUCCGGUUAGAUAGCGCUAUCCGGCCCUGAUACAACCGGCCCCAUAGCGUUUUUCAAUAAAAAUCCUAAAAAGUUUUUAAUCUUAAAUUGAACGCCAUUUCUUCCAUAUUUCAUAUUACAAGGUGGAACGUUGCACUUUUACUAACAUCGACGUGCUUUUUUCAUUUUGAAACAGCACUCGUCCCAAGCGAAAUGAGCUCACGUGACCAAUUGGUGCAAAAGGCCCAUUGUGUAUUUAAGAGUUUUACUUUUAGCUUUUCUUCAAUAUCUAUCUGCUACACACGUAAAAACGCACAAGUUGUUACAGGUCUGGAAACAAGUUGUUACAAAUCUGUUCACAAGCUGUCGACAAGUUGUGUUCGCACUGCUUGUUCCCAGUUGUUGUAACAAGUUUGGAACAAGCUGUUAACAACUUGUAACGAGCUUGACGGCAUUAUCAGACUUGUUACAAGGUUGCUCUGACAAGUCUGAUACAGUCAUGAUAUAACAAGAUUGUUACAUAAUUAUAACAAGAUUGGUUGACGACACAAGGCUGCAACAAUAUUGUUAUAUCAUGACUGUAUCGGAGUUGUUGGAACAACUUUGCAACAAGUCUGAUAAUAUCAACAAGGUUGUUACAAGUUGUUAACAGCUUGUUCCAAACUUGUUGACAACUUGUUGACGCCUAGUUGGCAGACUUGCUACAAGACAUGAGAUUUUCGUGAGAGAGAAUUUGGUUAUUAGUGGCCUUUAUCACAGAGUAUAAAUACCAUACAAGGGUCUCACUUCUAUUCUUAUUAAUUUCAGCGCAAGGAAUUUUUCCAGUCCGCCAUGUUCUUAACAAGUGCCCUAAAAAGAGGCUGUCACCCCCCUGAAAACAUAUUGAAAUUUAAUGCUUCAGGGGGGUGAAUGCCUCUCUUUUGGGCUCUUGCUAAGAGCAUGGCCGCCAGAUAUGCGCAGUAAAAACCAUGGAACUGUAAAUAAACUGGAAGGCUAACUGCUAUGACGAAGGCUUAUAAUUUGAUGAGGCAAAAAUAGUUUUGAGCAGAAAUACUUGACCCCAAACGUUGGGCUACAUAUCAAAUUGAAGCUAUUGAAAAUUGCUAUUCGUUGUGGAAAUUUCAAGACUUCAGCGAAAAGAAAAAUAUUUUAAAAAUACAAAAACAACUGCAAAAUGGCAAGUUAUCAGCAAUUGUUUUUGUAGUUUUUCAAUAUUUCCCUUUUAGCUAAAGUCAUGAAAUUUCUACACCAAAUAGCGUUUUGCAAUAGCUUCAAUUUGAUAUAUAGCCCUACGUUCAGUGUUGAGUAUUUCUGCUCAUAACUCAGAAAAACUAAAAUGCACCGGCUUCAAUUCCCCCCGAGUUAGCCUUCCAGUUUAUUUACAUUUCAAUGGUAAAAGCUAGCUUUUUCUUACGAAGUGAGACUCCUCUGCAUGGUUAGUACAGUGUACCUCUAUUCCGGCUUCUGAAAUUUGCCAGUGAAUAAUUAAUGAUUGAACUAUCUCGUGUUUAAAACGAUCUAAAACUCAUUAGAAGAGCUGUAUAUCUAUCAAUUCACGUAGAAGAAGAUACUUAAUGAAGAUGGUAUAACUAAUUUAAACACAUAAAGAUUUCCUUUUAAAACGUAGGGUCAAGGAUAAGCGUAUGUAAUUCAGAUACUAAAUGCAACAAACCACGACAGCUUAAAUAAACCUGCCGCCAACCUUGGAAGUUCUAAAAACGUGAGAUCUUUAUCCCCCCCCUUCCCCCAAAAAAAAAAAGCUGACACAAGCCCAAUAAAAUCAGAGAGCUUUUUCAUGUCCCUAACCUAAUGCAAAUAAGCUCAAAACAAUGAGUCUGUGUAAUAUUCAUUAGAUUUGGUGCAAGGUUAAUUAAACAAGGUGUUAGAGCGAGAUAAUUUAUCCCGAGACUUUGUUUCAAGUUAUAGAAGAAAAGCUUUGCAGCCCUAGGAUUAAAAACACCAUGAUUCUUUUAAUAAAGAUAACAAGUGUAUAAGCAGUUAUAAAAUUUUAAUAUCUUGCAAUCUCCGACUUUAAAGGGCAUAUGACUCGAAAAUUGACGGUGUUAUUUUUAGUCUAAUUUGAAAGAUCAUUGAAGACUGUUGAGUAACUUCUUCGACAGAUUUCCGUUUUCUUGCUUCGUUUUGGAUAUAAUUCAUUUUGUAUGAUAUUUCAUUUUGUAUGAUAAUCAAAGGACCAACUUUCUACGAUUGUGUUUAGUGAUAGUUGUAUUAAAGAUGCACAACUUUUAUGGCUAAAUCAUUAUGCAUGCGUGACGUAGGAAGUUGAUCCUUUGCAUAUAUUAUACAAAAAUCUAUCAAAGAAGUAAUUCUACAGUUUUGAAUGAUCUUUCACAUUAGACAAAAGUAACACCGUCAUUUUUCAAGUCAUACGUCUUUUAAAAAUCGUGUGAAAUGGACAGUACAUCGUGGGAACUUAAGACUUAAUGAAAUCUUGUAUCACGAUAAAACCGUAAGAGUUGGCGGAUCUGGCUUGAACUUCAUUCUUCAUCAAAAUUUGUACAAAUUUGGAAGUAUUUUUAGAACAAACAAGUUUUCUACGGUCCACAGGCGUUCCUUGUCGUAACCUGUUAAUUAUAGCUGGACUCCUCUUGUCACGUUACGAAACACCCUAUGAAAAACCCUUUUAUUAUAAACCCAUGGCUAUGUUGCCAGGGAUAUUAAAGAAAAUUGAAAAUGGAAUUACCUAAGACAAAAUCAGUUAUUGCCAACGAUAUAUUGUUCGUCGUUUUAGUUUGUAGUCUAAUUCUUUUUGUCAACAGCAACUCGGUGAAAUUUGA